Molecule: messenger RNA, 42726 nt
Organism: Pocillopora meandrina
Lineage: Eukaryota; Metazoa; Cnidaria; Anthozoa; Scleractinia; Pocilloporidae
Source: the annotation of a GenBank genome assembly
AUGGCUUGUUUCGACCGCUUAUCAUUGGGUUUUCUUUUACACUUGUGCCUGUGGCUUUUUCAUCAAGUGGACGGCACCGUUAUUAAUAUUUAUUCAUCGUUAGAGCCGUAUAGUAUUUUAGCUAAUUUAAGUAGACCGGGAUGGACGAAUUACACGCUUGAAGCAUCGAACCCCGACGAACACACGACUCUUCAAAUUCUGUCUAUUGAUUCAACAAACGGAUUAUUGCGAAUGAUUCGCAAGCCAGACUGCACAUCUCUACAGCUUAAUCCGUUUAAUAUUUAUGUAUCAUCGAAUUCCAUUUUUAAUUCAGCAGAGCGGACUCUGAGACCUCUAACCGUGACAAUUUUUGGAAAAAACUGCUUUAGUAAGCUUCAGAGAAAAGUGUCUUGGACCGCUCCAGUCGGAACGCGUGUGCUUCGAUUGAAAGACUUCAUUCACGAAGAAGAUCCUGCGUCGCUAAGGCUUAGAGAUACACCAUGGAGAAAGUAUUUCAGAUUCGACGCCAAAUCCGAUUAUUUGGUGCUUCGAAAAUCGUUACUUGGACUUCAAGAAAACACUCUGGUAGUGGAGUUGGCAUUUCCGGUUGGUUCUGAGAAUGCGAGUGGAAAUAAACAAGUUCUUGUAGCGCGACUUGAGUUGUUUAUCGAUAAAAACGCAAACAAUUUUGCCAAGAAGGUACGCCGAUUUCGUCGUCGACCACAGAAAACAGCUCCCCGUUUCUCCAGCUCUCAGUUAAUAGCUAAGGUUAGAGAAAAUGGUCCCGUAGGAACAAGCGUUAUUACGAUUCAAGCACAAGAUACGAACAAUGGGUACGCUGGGAAAAUUAAAUACUCGAUGGAAGCGUCCCAGAAUUUACUCAGUCAGUCGUUCUUUGGGAUCGAUCCUAACACGGGAUUAAUAAAAACUUCAGCUUCUUUAGAUCGUGAAAAGAUGCCGACGCACUAUUUUCGUAUUAAAGCCGAAUACGAACAAGAAAGAUCGUUGUAUGCUGAAGCAGAUCUGACCAUCUAUGUCGAUGAUGUAAACGACAACGCGCCGAACUUCGAAUCAUCCUCCUACAGCAAAGUCAUACCAGAGGAUAUUUUUAUCGGAGAGACGGUCCUUGAUGUGCGGGCACGCGAUUUAGAUACAGGUUCCAAUGCAGAUAUCCGUUACAACAUCAUUAAUAAUAGUGGUGUUAACAGUGCAUUUGCAAUUGGUCAAAGUAGUGGUUCAAUAACUGUAGACAAACAUCUGGAUCGAGAAACUGUACAGCAAUACUCCCUUACUGUCCAGGCAAGUGAUAGUGCAUCCCCUCCUAAAACAGACCAGGCCACUGUGCGAAUUACUGUUACUGAUGUCAAUGACUGUGUUCCUCAGUUUUUAAAGAGAGAAUACUCCAAAAAGAUUCCUGAAAACAUCAAAACAGGGGAGCUAGUUUUGACUGUAAGUGCAUCAGAUGAGGACCUUGGCACCAAUGGUGAAGUCACCUACAGUUUUAGCAGUGGUAAUGACCAGGAACUUUUUUCUAUCAAUCAUCUUAAUGGUCAGAUCAAAGUAAACAAGAAACUUGAUUAUGAGUACAUUCCAGUGCAUACACUUUUUGUGAUGGCUCAAGACAAAGGUGAAUCGCCAAAUUACAACGAAACCUCAGUGGAGAUAUACCUUAUUGAUGUCAAUGACAAUGCACCUCAGUUUGUGAAUUCUGAUUUUCAAGAAAUGGUCUCGGAACGUGAGAGUGUAGGACACACCUUUACUCGUGUUACUGCAUUUGACGCAGAUGAUGGUACAAACCAACAGAUCAUUUACAGUUUAGUGGAGUCCAAUUUACCAUUCGGUAUUAACAGCCAAACUGGGGACUUGUACCUUACCAGAAAAUUAGACAGAGAGACAGUGAAUCAAUAUGUAUUUCACGUUAAGGCUGAAGAUAAGGGCAGGCCCCCUAUGAGCAGCCAAACUAAAGUGACUGUCAAUGUGGGAGACAUAAAUGACAAUCCUCCAAGAUUUUCAAAAUCCAUUUAUUUUGGAUCAGUGGAGGAGAAUGCUCGCUUUGGAACAACCAUUGUUCAGGUGACAGCUACCGACCCUGACCUUGGGCAGACUACCAUCUUUUACAGUCUCCAGAUAUCUAUCCCUAGUCAAAGACGAUGCUUUCGAAUUUCUGGUAAUGGUGUUAUAACAUUAUCAUGUAGACUGGACUUUAGCAAGACUAGAUUCUACUCGUUAACAGUAAAAGCUAGAGACAGUCAAUUGGAAAGCUCUGCAGGCGUGCGCAUUAAUGUAACUGAUUCUAACACUCACAAGCCCAUUUUCCAACAACGUAUUUAUAGACAAAGGAUCAGUGAGGCUACCGCAGUUGGUGGAAGGGUUCUUAUUGUCAAGGCAACUGAUGGUGACCAAGGAUUGAAUGCUAAACUGACCUAUGCAAUUGAACAAUCUCUGCAAAACUUUAAAAUCAAUUCUAAAACUGGCGAGAUUACUGUGUUGAGCCUUUUAGAUCGUGAAACAACUUCACAGUACAGGUUUGAAGUGAGUGCAACUGAUCAUGGUAAUCCACCAUUUAAAGGAACUGCUAAUGUACAUAUUACAGUAACAGAUGUAAAUGACAACAAACCAAGAUUUUUACAGUCCAACUAUGAAAAAUCCAUUCUGGAAAGUGUACGGCCUGGAACACGAGUUUUGGAAGUCUCUGCAGUUGAUGAUGAUGAGGGUUCAAAUAAAGCCAUUAUCUACUCAUUUGCAAAAAAUGGUAAAUAUAUCUAAUUUACUGUUUGAUAUUUUAUCAUGAGUUACAUGCAUAAUUAACCCUCAAAUAGGGUAAUUUAGUCUUAUCAACUGAGCUGGUAACAUAAAUUGGCCACCAUAAAGAGUUAUAAAGCUGAUGUUUCGAGUGUUAGCCCAUUGUCAUGGCUCUGAGAAAGGGCCAAGGCUUGAAACAUUAGCUUUGUAAUUCUUUAAGGUGGCCAAUCUGUACGUAAUCAACUCAGUUGAUAAUAAUGAAUUACCCUGUUAGAAUCCUCCACCAAUACAGCACCAUAGUUUCUUUAGAAACUUACCUCUCUUAACCCCCAAAUGCUUACAUGUAGUGCUUAUAGACAGAAUCUGUCCAAUAACAUAUUUCAAUUUCAGGUUUUCAUUUGUAUUUCCCUGUUGUUUUGUAGACAUUUAUAGCUUAGUAAUCCCUCCAUUGAGAUUGUUCAAAUUCUCCAUACUGUUCUCUAUACAUUUUCAAUGUUACCAACAAGGAGAGUUUGUAGAACAAUGAAGAGUUUCUUGGGUUUGUGAUCAUUUCCUUUUUUCAUGACCUCAGUGUUUGAUCCAGAGGUAAAACUGUUGGGAGUAAUUAGAUGUUUAUCAUUCUUAGGGAUUAAAGGGUUAAGAUGUAAAAACUGUUGCUUUUUUUUUACAACAUUCCAAAUCUUUUUUACUCAAAAUUCACGUUAAGCUACACUGUCUAACACUGGUGCAUGCCUAAAAUUUGUUAACAUGUUUUAGCAAGAGUGGGUGAAGAAAAAUCUAAUCAGUGACACCCUUGGCUGCUUCUUGUGUUCAACUAUUUUUUUGUUCUAUUUACAUUUUGACAUCUGCUGUGAUCUGAAGAGACCCAUGGCAACAUUGAAUGUGUUUGUUUUUACAGAAUAAUAAAAGCACAAUGUUGUUGGCCUUCUACAGCCUAACAUCAGUUUGCAUAUUCUCCAUACUGUUGUUUAUACAUUUCCUUAGGUGCUGAUAAGGAGAAUUUGAUAAACCAUCGAGAGCUUCUCUUGUUUACGAUCAUUUCCUUUAUUCUUGUGACCUAAAUGUGUAAUUCUGGGGGAUAUUUUAAGGAGAAAUUAGAUUCUAGUCACUCUUAGGGGUUAAAGGGUUGAUAGCUUUCAAGUACAGGUAUUGAUUAAGCCAUUUAUGAUCGUGUUCCUAUUAAUAUUUUUGGUUGUUGUUGUUGUAUUUUUCAAUACUCGUUUAGGUGAUGGAGGUGGUGCUUUUCAAAUUGACAGCAAUCAGGGAGUUAUCAGAACUUUGCUGUCACUUGAUCGUGAAACAAUUCCCGAAUAUGAACUGACUGUGGUUGCUGCUGACAAAGGCAGACCAUCAAUGAAAUCAACGGUGAAAGUCAAGAUAACAUUGGAAGAUGUUCGUGACAGUAAACCAAAAUUUGAAAAGGAUCCGUAUGUAGUGUUUCUUGAUGAAGAUGUGAGAAUGCGUUCCAAUGUGGUCACCGUUAAAGCAGUGUCCCAAGACCUUGUUCAAGGUGGUGAGAUUUUUUACAGCAUUGUGUCUGGCAAUGAUCCAUUAACAUUUGUCAUUCAGAGAAAUGGUGUGAUUAUGACCAAGAGAUUGUUAGAUUAUGAAACAAAACCUGAGUAUAUUCUAAAGGUGCGGGCAACAUCAUCGCCAUUCUUUGUUGAAACAAUUGUCAAUGUGACACUGAAAGAUGUAAAUGAUAACUCGCCUGUACUUCAGGAUUUCUUUGUUGUCAUAAAUGUUCGAGACGAAAGCUCUACUACACCGCCAAAGUUUAAAAUACCUGCAUAUGACCCUGAUGUUUCUGACCGUCUUACAUAUGAAAUCAGUGAAAUAUCACAAGGAGAUUGGGACAUGUCUUUGAACAGAACCACAGGUUAUCUUGAGGUCAAUCCCAAAGUCUUAGUCAACACAUUAGUAAGGCCAGUCCAACUUAAGGUUAGAGUUUCUGAUGGAAGGAAUAGCCUUCCCGCCAAUGGUAAAAUUUUUGCAACGUUGGUGACACCUCAAAUGCUCAACAACAGCUUUACCCUGGAUGUCCAUGAUGUCACUAUCAAAGAAUUCUUUGAUAAAUCCUAUGAGGGUCUUGUGAGGGGAAUUGCUUCUGCUGUGAAUUGUGAGGACUACCAGGUCAGAUUGUUUAAUAUAGAAUCAAGGAUAAUCAAGACAAAGUCACCACUUGAGGAUGAUAUUUCUAAUCUCAAGCUCUGGGCGGCUGUUUAUAAAAAUGAUCGCUUUAGCUUUUAUAGUCCUUUGUAUGUGAGAGACAUGGUGUACAUAAAUAUGGUACAGAUUUCCAAAAUGGCAAAAGUCACUCUCCUUCCUUUCAAAGAUGGCUUGUGCGUUGAUGAAAUAUGCAACUUCCCCCUACCAACAUCCAGAAAGAGCUGCUUGUCACACACUGACUAUACUGACAAAUCCAACACCUACAGUUCAUUAAAGGUGGUAUUCCGCUCAGUUGGAGUGCAAACUAAUUACAGAUGCCCCUGUGCUACUGACUAUCGAGGAGAAAGUUGUGACACAGGUUUAAACUUGUGCUACUCCAAUCCUUGUGGAAACAAUGGGAAGUGUGUGAGUGUAGAAGAAAGCUACUCUUGUAUAUGCAAUCCAGGAAGAACUGGUGUAAACUGUGAGAUUGACAUGUCAAAGAGCAAGUGUCCUAUAGACUCAAAAGCGACAGAAAAUCAUCUAAAUGCAAAUCCAUGCCAUAGUGAUGGUGGUUGUAAAAAUGUUCUUGGAAGCGGGUUCACCUGUCAGUGCAAAGAUCCGAGUGAAGUUGAUGGGUCACUGUGCCAACUGACAACGCGCAGUUUUGAAAAAGGAUCAUUUGUUGCCUUUCCAGGUAAGGAUUUAUUAGUAGUUAUGUGUACUAUAAAUCCUAGAAUAAGCUCUUCUACUUUACUUUAGUAAGCACCCCUUUUAAAACUUACCACUUCUGCAUGACUGCACUCUUUUUUACUGAAUUUGACUGAAUUUCACACUGUAUUGAGGAUGGAAGAAAAACUUACAGAAUUAAGACACAAUGAAUUUUUGAAUGUUGAGGUUUUGUACAAUCGCUCAAAGUUUAAAGUUAAGUGCUAGUCUUGUGCAACAAAUAGAUUAUUAAUAUAGGAGAUGGCUUGUAAUCAAACAAAUUAGUCACAUACACUAUGUUAGGGGCAGUGCGUUCCAAUCCAGGUGAACACUUCCACCUUGUAUUGGAGGAAAGAAUUUUAAUUUCAUGUGGUUUUUUCAUGUGUUUAACCCUCUCACUCCCAGAUCUCUAAAGUAAUUCUCCUUACUGUCUGCUGUACAGUUCUCAUGAUGUUAGUUUGGAGAAUUCAGUAUUGAAUCAACUAACAAUUGCCCAACUGAUAUUGCUCUUUAUUCUUAUCACUUAUCUUCCUGACAUUGUAUUGAUAUUGAAAUGAGAAUUCUGUCUUGGUCACUCUUGGGAGUUUAAGGGUUUAAGCUAUUAGUGUUCCACCCUUCAUGUAGCUCCUUCUAAAAGGUAAUUUUAUAUUAACCGAUUUCACCCAAACAUCAGUACCCAUAUUCUCUGUACUGUUCUCCGUACAUUUCCUAAGUUACUGACAAGGAGACUUAAUGUACAACAAUCAAGAGCUUCCUCAGCUGGUGAUCUUUUUCCUUUAUUCUAGUGACUUAAAUGUGUGAUUUAGGGGUGAUAUUGUAAGGAGAAAUUAGAUGCUAGUGACUCGUAGGGGUUAAAGGGUUGUUACCAAAUGGCACUGUUUGUAGUUUGUUUUGGGAUGAUGAUGAUGAUGAUGAUGAUGAUGAUGAUGAUGAUGAUGAUGAUGACUUUAUUUUUUCCUAGCAUUGAAACAAAGAUGGCGUUUACACAUACAGAUGGAGUUUACCACCACUGAGCACAGUGGGCUUUUGCUCUUCAAUGGACGGUAUGAUGGAAAACAUGACUUUAUUGCAGUGGAAGUGUGGCAAGGACAAGUUCGGUUCAGGUUUUCACUGUUUUCCCAUGAAGUCAUUGUUACAUCAAAUGUAAAUGGUGGUGUCAUUGACGGCAAUUGGCAUAAAGUAGAAGUGGCAUUUCAGAACAGGGUAAGAAUUUUUUUGGAAAAAUAUUUCCAAUGUAAAUACAGUUUAAUUCAUGAAUGUGAAUUACAAUUUAUUUAAUCAUGAACCUUCUAUACUAUGUGGGUCUCCUGCUCAGUUAACCCAUAAACUCCCAAGAUCUGAGUGUCAGUUCUCUCCUCUAGCUGUUGUACAUUUUUUUAAAAUUAGUUAUGAGAAUCUGGUGGUAUCAGAUCAAGAUAACAACUUUGAGUAUUCUCAUUACCUGUGUAAUGGAUAAGGUUUAGAUAUCAUUAUUACAUGUUAGUUACUUCUGGGAGUUGAAGGGUGAAGGAGGCAAUGAGAAAUUCAAUUUAUUUUGUGUUACAGUCUGUUGAUUUUUUUUUGGUAUUUUACAAUAUGCAAAGUUCUGAACUAGAUGUUACUCUAAAUUCAUAAACUAUUUCAAACUGAAACCUACAGGUGAAGUGUAAAACUACAGAUUGGAGCUUUUCUUGAGCAAGAUUCACGUGGUGGUUUCAAUAUGUUUAUGAGUGUCCUGUGGUUUUGUUGCUUAAACAUUUUUACUCUUAAGUUGUAAAGAUUCAAGUGUCAAGGGUCACCUCUCAAACAUAUCUGACCACUCAUGUUACCCCGAUAUUUGCUGGUUGCACAAGUAUGUGUUAGGUUCCUCAAUAUCAGAAAAAUGGACAAAAAUUGUUUUCUUUGUGGAAUUGUUUAAUGAUUUGAAGAGUGCAGUUUUGGAGUGGUGUAUGUUACACAAUACUUUUCAUUUGACAUUCCUUACAAUGUACAAAUUCCAAUCAUUUAAAUUGAUUAGAGAGCCUUAUCUCUUGGAGCUAAAAAUUGUUUUUUUAAGGAACAAUUUCAUGAAAUCACACACUCAAUCUGGGUUAAAUUUUGCUACAUGGAAGCCAAAACCUGAUAAAAAUCUAAAACGUAUGUUUUUCAUCAGUGAUUAAACAAACCACCCAAAAGACAUGAUCAACUUUGGGAUUAUCUGCUUCUCUGUGCUGAUAUUUUGAUAGAUAUUACUGGACUAUUUUAUAGAGCAUCUCAAUUAGGGUAAAACUCUAAACUUCAAGAAAGAUUUCAUGAAAAACAACACUUGCCUGUUUUUCCUCUUGAUCAUCCAUUAAAAAAACAACUCCACUCAAGACAAAAACAAAAAAAACAAACUUGAAAUUUUAAUAUGAAAACAACUACUACCUUCAUCGAUAACCUCUGAACUUAAAGAAAGUCAAAACAUAAAGGAAUGAAGAUAAAUAUUUCCUUCUCAGAUCAAGAAGGAAGCCAGAACCUGAUAAAAAUCUAAAACGUAUGUUUUUCAUCAGUGAUUAAACAAACCACCCAAAAGACAUGAUCAACUUUGGGAGUAUCUGCUUCUCAGUGCUAAUAUUUUGAUAGAUAUUACUGGACUAUUUUAUAGAGCAUCUCAAUUAGGGUAAAACUCUAAACUUCAAGAAAGUUUUCAUGAAAAACAACACUUGUCUGUUUUUCCUCUUGAUCAUCCAUUAAAAAAACAACUCCACUCAAGACAAAAACAAAAAAAACAAACUUGAAAUUUUCAUAUGAAAACAACUACUACCUUCAUUGAUAACCUCUGAACUUAAAGAAAGUCAAAACAUAAAGGAAUGAAGAUAAAUAUUUCCUUCUCAGAUCAAGAAGGAAGCCAAAACCUGAUAAAAAUCUAAAACGUAUGUUUUUCAUCAGUGAUUAAACAAACCACCCAAAAGACAUGAUCAAAUUUGGGAUUAUCUGCUUCUCUGUGCUGAUAUUUUGAUAGACAUUACUGGACUAUUUUAUAGAGCAUCUCAAUUAGGGUAAAACUCUUGACUUCAAGAAAGUUUUCAUGAAAAACAACACUUGCCUGUUUUUCCUCUUGAUCAUCCAUUAAAAAAACAACUCCACUCAAGACAAAAACAAAAAAAACAAACUUGAAAUUUUCAUAUGAAAACAACUACUACCUUCAUUGAUAACCUCUGAACUUAAAGAAAGUCAAAACAUAAAGGAAUGAAGAUAAAUAUUUCCUUCUCAGAUCAAUAAUCCAAAAAUCAUUUUGGAAGUAUCACAGCUUCUUCAGAGCAACAAGCUUUUUAAGUCUAGAAAAAAAAACAAACAGAACUCCUGCAGUGACAAGCAAUUCAAAAUUUCAACCUGGCACAUCUAUGAGAAAAAACUUAGCAUUGAAACAUGCAUGAACAUGCACAACAUGUGCCAAGAUAACCUGUGUAUACAAAUGAACAAAUUGACUACAUAAGGUUAAAUUCUCUCUAUAUAUUGGGGAGAAUUUGAAUUUCCUUGUUUUCCAUUGGAAUAGCGCUGAGUGGUGUGCAAUGAGAAUGUAUGACCUUUAAGUAAUUCAUUGUAUUCUUUCAAAAUUAAUUACAAGUUGAAGUAGAAUUUGCAUUGUUUAAAAAAAUGAAGAGGUCAUGGGAAAAUAAUGGGUAUCACACAACAAAAAGUCUGAACUUGUGAGAAAAUACUAAAAUAUAUCAAUCCCUUUUGAAUGUUGUUGAUACUGAAUUUUUAACUCAGAGAAAAGGAAAAAAAAGACUUUGGAAUUAUUUCUCUUCCGGUGUAGGCAUGGCAAUUACUGGUAGAAACCAAAUUAUUUGUGGCUGAUAAGGGAGAGCCAUAUUCCAAAACUGCAUCACUGUAGAUGUAAUAUCUUGUUGAAAUAACAGUUGUUAUUAUGUUAAAGAAUGUAAAUGAAUAUAUUGUCAGAUAAUUCUACAGAUUGGCUAAAAAAAUGAUCUGAUUUCAAAUGCCUGAAGGAUAACUCAAUAAAUAUGUCAUCUUUUUGCUCUUAAUUCAGUAAGUAGCUUUUAUGAGAUGAACCCUUUAACUAUUAGAAGUGAUUAACAUGUAACUUCUCCCAAUGGUAUUCAUACAUAAUUCUGCAAACAGGUAAUAAGAAUACUCAGACUUAUCAGUUACAGUUAUCUUCUUGAUCUAACACCAAAUCCUUGUAACUACAUGUAAUUUAAAAGGGAAUGUGUAACAGCAAGAGGGGAGAAUUAACAAUCAGAUCUUAGGAAUUAGAGGGUAAACUGCUAUGUACAUAUAUUGGAAGGAUUUAAGGGUUGUGACCCUUUCAGUAAGCAACACUUUCACCUUUAACCCCCUGUUACAAUCCAUUAUCCAAAGUUAUGUUGUGUUUUACUUUGCUGAUCUCAGAGUGAGUCUGCUUUGUACUGAAAAAAUUUAAUUCAUGCAAGGAUUAGUAACCCUUUUUCAAGAUGUUUUUUACCCAGUAGAUCAUUUUUUUCUCUUUUUCAGACUGGCAUUAUCAUUGUUGAUGACUGUAAACUUGCAGUGGCAGUGAAUUUUGGGACCAAAGCUGCCUCCUUCCCAUGUGCCGCAGCACAGCAACUUCAAAUUAAAGAUGAAUCUGAAAAUUACAGGUACAUUUUUAUGUAAAUGCACACCAUCAGAGAGGCAGAGUGGCUGAGUGCUUAGGGUGCUGGCCAGGUGCCUAGGGUGCUGGUCAGGUGCUUAGGGUGCUGGCCAGGUGCUUAGGGCACUGGACUUGUAAUCCAGUGGUCCCAGGUUGUAGUUCUCCGCUCAGCUACUUACUGGAUUUGUUUUCAGUUGCCCUGAGUUCCACUCGUUGGCUUUGCUCCGUUUAAAGCCAAUAAUUAUUUGUCUGCCUUUUGUUUGUUAGGGUUCUUAAAAACUGUGUUGAUUUUUAUUUACUAUGUUUAUUUCCAAUUUGUUUGAAUUAGUUAUUUCUUAAAUUUAUAAGAGAAUUGAGAAUAGAGAAAUAUAUCAUAUGGACUGAUAAUAGUGUUAUUAUUAAUAUUAUUAAUUGUUAUUAAUAUUAUCAUCAUCAUCAGAGCUUUAGGUAUUUAUAAGCGGGUUAAUAUAUGCAAUAAUUUUAGUAUAGUGGGUGACCUUUAUUGUAAGAUGUUUUUGACAUUUUUUUAAGAUCCAAGCAGUGAUUUUUUUUGUCAGAUUACUUAUGUCAAACUGCAAUUGGAGCUCUCAUUUCUGGGAGUCAAAGGGUCAACUGUAAUCUUGAGGGCUAGAAGUUCCUGAUCAGUGCGCUUUGAUCACAAGUGUACACUUUUUGCACUACUUGUCCUAUACAUAAUUCUAGAUAUCUACUUACUUUUUAAAUUCUCAAAAUCAUGUAUGGAAUGUUUUCGUGUUGGGAAUAAAAAGAGAACUGCAAAUAGCGACAAUGUGAUCUUUUUUUUUCUCUUUUCUAGCUCCUUGGAUCUGACUGGCCCUCUUCUUCUCGGUGGGCUGGUGCAGCUACCAGUUAAAUUCCCAGUCCUCUACAAACAUUUUACUGGCUGCAUCAGGAAUGUUUACAUCGAUCACAAGUUCUUGGACCUCAGUCAGCCAUUGUACAACAACGGAACCAGUGCUAAAUGUAAAGCAAUGGGCAACACGUGCGCAUAUAAACCUUGCGAGCGAGGCACGUGUUUUAACAUACUUGGUUCUCGCCGGUGUGACUGUCCCACUGGGUAUGAUGGAAGUCGCUGUGAAACAGGUAUUGCAUUUUUUUUUUUUUGCGGGUAUGUAAGUGAUCUUUCCUCUCGCACUUACUUUAGUUUGAAGCGUUCGCAAGAGUACGGAAUCUUUUGGAAUCUUUUCAAAUGCUUAGUAUCUAAGAUGCAGACAACAGUUCAUGAGUUGUGCAUGAUAAAGGACACCUCAUGAGCAUUUAAAUGUAUGCGAUUCCUUGUUAUGAGAAAUAUAUCGUCGAGUUUAUCUGAUUUAGUGGAUCUUCAAUUAAUAAAUGCACGUACUUAAUCACCGGUAUUUUCGCCUUGAAUUAUCGAUCCAUACCAGAUUUUGAGCCAAAUGAGAUAUCGUACAUCCGAAGAUCUGCUGGUGAACAAUCCUCAGAGUUGAAAGUUAACGAUAAGGGCCAAGUUCCUCAAAUAGAAAUUUCUGUUUCUUAACCCUUUUUAAUUGUUAAUUCUCCUUACUGUCUAUACAACUCUUCUGAUGUUAGUUCUGAGAAUUUAGUAUUGGAUCAAUUAAUAACUCUCUAAUUGAUAUUUUUCUUUAUUCUCGUCACUUGUCUGCUUGAUAUUGUUUUGAUAUUGUAAGGAGAAAUUAUGUCUUGGUCAUUUAUGGCAGGUAAAAGGUUGAUGAAACUCGGGUUAAUUAAUUUCCUAAACCCUUUACCUCCCCGAUCAAAUUUGUAAUUCUCCUCACUGUCAACCAUACAAUGCUUACAAUGUUAGUUCAGAGAAUUUAGCAUUGGAUCUACUAAUUAUCCCCAAACUGAUGUUUUUCUUUAUCCUCAUCGCUUAUCUGGUCGAUAUCGUAUUAAUAUUGUAAGGAGGAAUACUGUCUUGGUCACUCGUGGGAGUUUAAGGGUUAAAUUGAGGAGAAAUUAUCCAGGCCUCCAGUUAGCGUUGAUUUUCUGGGAGUCGCGUUACCCUAAAAUACCCCAACUAAGGAGAACAUAAAUUUCUUAUCACGGGUUCUUAUAUGGAUACCAUUCAUACAAACUUCCUUGUUCAACAGGUGUGAAAUACACUGCGAGAUUCUCAGGACAGAGUUUUAAGAGGGUGCCUGCCAACUCAAGGGUCAAUCUUCCGUGGAGUGUUUCAAUGAGAUUCCGCACAGCCAAGCCUUCAGGAACUCUGCUUGAAACCUCUUUUUCGUCAUCAUCUUCGGUGUUAGGGGUAAGUUAUGUAAAUCAAGGUACAUGUUUUAAAAGUCAUUGAUCAUUCUUAUACUUACGCGAACUUCAUUGCUAUUUCAGUUGGUUGAUGGUAAACUGUCGUACAACUACAAAGGGCUGCUAGUUCUCCAAUUGCCUCACAUAGUCGUGAAUGAUACCCAGUGGCAUCACAUCGAGAUCCUCUGGACAGAUUCUUCCCUUAACAUAACAAUGGACUACAUCUACAAAGUUUCUGCAGAUGCAUCCAGUGGAAAAGACCUUGGAGUUGUCAGACAGUUUUUCAUGGGAGCGAGGAAGAAUUCUACCAAGUCUGCAGUGUAUGGUGGAUUUAGAGGCUGUAUACAAGGUAUGCUUUUCUAAGCAAAUUCCUCUAGUUAAACUGUUAGGCUUAUGUUUCUGUAGCCUGUUCUAGGUAUUAAAUUAGUAGCAAUGCACUGAUUUCCCUAAGCUUGGAGGAAAAGAUAGUUGUUUAUGAGUAUAGGUAAUAACAUGAUUUCGAGUGCAAUUUGGUGUUAAUACGCUCGAGUAAAUUUUUCAGUACCACAAGAUUGCACGAGCUGUAGGGCGAGUGAAGUUUGUAGUCUUUGAAAAAUUUAUAAGUGCUUAUUACACCAAAUUGCAAGAUAAAUCGUUUUAUUACUUGUUAGUAAUUUACAUGAAGAAACAUCACAGAAAGGCAAGACAGACUAAACGUUAGGUUUGGAGCGUUACUGUGAGUGCGUAUGUGCGUGCGCACGUGCGUGUACGUGUGCGAGCAGGUGCGUACAAGCGCGUGCAUGUGUGUUCGUGCGUGCUUGUUUAUGUAGUAAGCGUUGGAACUGUGCUUUUGGAGUGAGCAUGGUAAUAGUGGAUGUAUGAAUAUUAGGCCAUUUCCGACCCCUUUUUCGUGAAAAUAGCUUCGUUUGCAAAAUAAUUUCUUUUCCUAUGAGAAGUAUCGUAUCUGGGCUCGUUUUAAAACAGAGGCUAUGGGCCUUUCGGAAAUGGUCCAACUCGGUUACCCGUUUAUACGAGGAGACACUAACCUCUCUCUUUCCAUAUUUGUAGGGGUUUUUGUCGGAAGCACUGAGAUCAACAUGAACUCUGGAGUCAAUCACAAAACAACAUCUGUUUGUGGAGAGAAAAUGGGAAGCCACUGCUCAUCGAACCCUUGUCCAGACUACAGCACGUGCCAAGAGGAAUUCGACUCCUACAAAUGCAUAUGUCCCGUAGGUUACGUUGGUAAACACUGCCUGCGCGUAUGUUCUCUUAAGCCAUGCCGACAUGGCAAAUGUGAAAGUACAAACCAUGGAAAGGGAUUCCGAUGUGUUUGUCCUCAACAGUACACUGGUAAGUGGAAUUUUUUUUCAUUUUUUAUCUUUUUUUUUUUUUCAUUUAAAAUCAUUCCCUAUUGGACACAUUUUUUUUGCAAUUUGUGGGUACCAUUUUAAUCCAUACAAAGUUGUUAUAAAUGAAAUAAAUAAAUAAAUAAAUAGAGAAUAAUACAUGGGCGCGCGUAGAUAUGGAAUUUCGCUUCGAGAGUUUAACUCGGUAGCUCACAAGUGAGAUGUGGAGUUGAAUACGAGAAGAGAAAUUUCAUAUCUACAAGUAACUAGGUAUGAUUUUGUUUAUCACGUAAACACAAUAGCCUUUUACUGACAAGAAAAGUCGACUCUAUUAAUGAAUGAAAAUAAAACGAUCGACAAUCCCCGAAUACAAAUCGUAAAGUCCGUUGGCGCACUCAAGAUGAGAACAUGCGUUGAAUCACUACAAAAACAAACAAUGGGCCUAAUUUUCAAUAUACAAAAUUUUCAGUUAUUGAAUUGGUCCUUACCGACAGAAGAAAUCAUUCAGGUACCAGACCAAAAUCGGCCUGUGGCAAAUCUUCCAGUGGUCGAUUUUCGUUUUCAGCCGCGAGAAAUGCCAUUACCAAAACCACUAAAUACGUAACUUUCGGUUUUUCUUUUUUUUUUUUUUGGCUUUCUUCCCUUUCUAGGAAAGUUUGAACGUCACUUUCUGUAAGCGUCGAUACGAAUAUUUCGGUUUUUAAGCAGAAAUAAUCCGAAAAUAUUCUGACAAACGACCUUGGAUUGAGAAUGGUGAAGGCUUUGCCGCUCAUUCAUCAACCUGACCGAGUGGCGCGAAAGGCGUGUGACGUGUCAGCAGCUGAUUGGCGAUAUCAAACACACGUGAAAAAAUAUCGUAUUUUUUCACGUGUGUUGUUACGGCUUUUCUCAGGGCUAAAAAAUCCUUUUAUAAAAUAAUUCAAAUAGUACGCGCGCUCUGAUUUGCCAUAACACCAUUUUACGUGAGCGUAUGUAAACACGGUUUUCGUUCCUCUUUCAUUAGUUAUUUCAUAAAAGAAAUGUAAAACGGUUUCCUACGCUUAUCUCGUGUUCUCCCAACCUCCCGCGUGUUUACAUCUGGCUAUGUAAACACAGAAACCAUUUUACUUUUCUUCAGUAUAACACCGUAGUUUGUAUGAUAAAAACAUAUACAGCACCCUUUUACUCUUGACGCGAGAGCACCGUUUCGAAUGCAAGAACAAAAAAAAAACAGAAACAAAAACCUCAGUACAAAACUAAAAAACAAGAAGCGAAAACAAAAUGGAAGCAAAGAAGAAAACGAAAACGAAAUAAGAGGAACACAUAGAUAUCGUGCUGCUCUAGCAAUUUGGCAGUUAGGUUAGCCGAAGGAUUUGCGGGCGAACUGGUACUGGUGAUUAGGCGCGAACUUGCAGUGGGGCAAAUUCACCAGUUACUGAUAUGCAACGCAAAUCUCUCAAUGUUGAACUUAAGAUUCACUUAAAUUUCAAGUUUUAAUGUUUUGUAUAAUUUCUUAGGGGAAUUUUGUGAAGUCCGCAUGGAGAUACCCUGUCGAGAUAAGUACUUUGGUGCUUCAAGUAUAGGCGUCUGUGGUCCGUGUAAAUGUGAAGUGGGGAUGAAUCUGAGUCCAGUUUGUAACAAGUCUACAGGAGAGUGCUACUGUAAUGUAAGUACCACAUGGAGGAAGCUUAUCAGUUGAACUUUAUUUAAACCGUGGAAAGUUUCGAGAGUCUAAACCAGGGAAAAAUCAGAGCAGUUUCUGUUUUUCUAUAUGAAGUCAUGAGAACGAGGGAAAAAUCAAUGGAAGAAAAAGCGAUAAUGCAGAAAACAAAUGAACAAAUGAAGAAAAAACUCCUUAAUCUACUAUUAUGGACUUAAGCGGGAAAGGAGAAUUGUUUGCAGUCUGGAGGGACAUAAAGUUUUGUGUGCUUUUACAUUUCGUCGAAAAGAACAGGUUUUUAUACCGAUUUGUUUGCGAUUUGCAUCAUUCUUUAUUUGAUUGGUAUAGGAAACAGGGCUGAAAAGUGCAUUGUAUGGGUGAUGUGUCUGAAAGAAAGCCACGGAAUGGCUCCCUUGUGGUCUUGCAUUUUUCGUCGCCUGUAAACCGUGCCUACUGCUCUAGAAUUCAGUUCUGAAUCUAAUGUGUCUUUCAUUCACUUGUUACGCAACUGGAAAUCAAUGUUUUUUUUUUUAAAUUUUUACUUGUUUUGUUUUUGUCCAGGCAAAGCACUAUCGAAAGAUUGUAAGCUACACAUUCUCGGGUGCCCCUGUGUUUAGUGAUGGCUGUUUUAGAUGUGACUGUGAAGAGAUUGGUAGUACUGGUGAUCAGUGUGCUACAGAGAAUGGCCAGUGCCCUUGUCUUAAAGGCCGAAGGGGAGGGAGGAAUGUGGUCGGAAGGCGUUGUAAUCAGUGCGAAGACAAACAGGGUCAGAUUGUGAGCGGUAGAGGCUGUGUGGGUUAGUGAGAUUUUACGUAAUUUGAACGCGUUGCAAACGCGGUGAAGAUGCGUUUGUAUGCGUAUUUAAUGCGUUUGAAAUGGGUUACGUUGUGCGUGUAAGGUUUCAACAGUGCCGAUGAAACACGCCUCAUCCCGUUCAAAACACGUCUUUAUUGCAGGUGAAAUGCGUUUGCAUGCGUUUAAAACAGGCGCUUAGACAUGCAUUAACUCCGCUGCAGAGAAACAGUCUUUUUCAGUCUUGUCAAAUAGGGAAGAAUCCCCAUUUUUCUAAUUUCCUACUUGGGAAAGGGAAUUGGUUGAAUUGUCGGAAGGUCGUAUGUUUGGUAACAUUUCUUUCAUGAGAAAGGAAAGUUAAUUUUAAUUCCUCUUUUCGAGAGUUUCUAGAAACAGUUUGCACGAGAAAUCGUGAGUCUUCUGUACACAUAACUAACAACGAUUUGUAUUUGUUAAAUUAUUAUUGUUAGUAUUAUUAUUAUUAUUAUUAUUAUUAUUACUAUUAUCAUUAUUAUAUUAUUUCACCACAUUAAAGGAAGAUAUCUCGAACAGCAUUCGUCAUGUUACCUCUUUUUAUUUAUUUAUCUAUGUAUUAUUUGUUUACUAAAACCGGGAAAUGAGGAACUUUAGAAUUAAUUUUGUUUGUUGGUAUUUAAUAGUUAUAAACACAUCAUGUCCAAGAGCAUUUGCUGAGGAAAUAUGGUGGAAAAAAGCCGCGUUUGGGACAACAGCAAAAGAAAAAUGCCCAUUCGGAUCAUCGGGUUUGUGUUUUCGACGUUUUUUAAUUUUGUGGAUGAAAUGUUGUUUAAGAAGGUAAUUAUUUAUAUCAUGUUAUAUCUAUGUUAAACCGUACAAUUUCUAGUUUUAGUUUUUCUCGUAGUAAGUGGUUUUGCCGAUUAGUCAUUAUUUUAUAUAUGUAUUUGUACUGGUUUGAAGGCCGUAAGUUAGAUAAAUCAUUGGGUUAAUUACGUCAACUUCGUUAAAUAAAGAAUAUUGUAUUGAAUUGUAUUGUAAACUCAAGUACGUGAACGAAAGUCGUCGAGCGCUUCUUUGAUGUGUUACUAAACAAGGCAUUUACCAUUGUUAAGUCAGUGAAUAAAACCAAGUUACGUGAUAUUCACGAACUUUUGAGCAGUAGCUCAUUAGUAUCGCGUUUCUUCGCCCGCGGGAAAGUAUGAGGCCGUAAGCGACGCAAGUAGGAGAGAGGUGUGCAACGAGUUUUACGCUGAAAAUAACAUUAUUAGUGCCAGACUUCCGGCAAACCUCUUCCCGACGCGUCUCAAAUUUUCCCGCCGGUGGAAAAACGCGCGUCCUGCAGCGCUGAUCAUGAAGGCGUGAUCGAAAGCUAGGUUUUCAUGUGAGAAGCUGGAUUUGAAGUCUGUGCUUAAAACACGAGUGUGGGUGAUGAUUCAGGUGAGAGUAACAUAGCAGCACAAGCCUGCAGUAAUGUUUAGUAUUCUGCACAACUUGUGUAGUUUUAACUCCCAAGUUCGCGGAUUCAACCACAAUUUGAGAUCACUCGAGAGAACGUUUGUGAUUAAUGCUUUUCUCUCGUUCUUCCUUGUUAGGAACAGCAACUCGGUUUUGUCACAAGGAUGAUGGCUGGCAGAAACCAAGUCUACUCAAUUGUGUGUCCAACUCAUUCUUUGUUUUGCAGCAGAAGGUGAGAGCUUAUGAAAUAUAAUAAUUUACCUCAGUGUCGGUGAAAGUAAUUUUUAUCUACCUUCACUUCGGUGAAUAACUGCUAACUAUAGUCUGUAUUUAAUCCUGCCCUUCCCGACACGAAGUAGUAGUUCUCCCUUGUUUGUGUGAUACAUGUUUAUCGCUUUGUUUAGUAAUUUUUACUUUGCUUUUUUUGAAUGAGUCGCAAGCUAGAAUUAUGUGAUAAAUUGUUCCUUGAAAUGUUCAAGAAAGGUCGUUCUUUCUUAAGAUGGAAAGUUAUCAACCACCGUCUGUUAGACACCCCCGCUCCCACCAAACACUAUGAAACAACAUGCAUCCUUUAAUACAUCAUAUCAGAUCAUGGAGAUAUCUCCGUUCUUCCCCCCGCCCUCAAUCAAUUGACCAACAUGUCUUCACAGACAGAUGGCAAUUCAACUGGUUUCUUUUGUGUAGAGGGUUUAAGUUUCUAAACAAACUCUUGUGCUAUGUCGGUGGAAGAGUAUGACGGUAAUAUCAACUGAGUUGAUAACGUAAACUGGCCACCGUAAAGAGUUUUAAAGCUGACGUUUCGAGCGUUAGCCCUUCGUCAGAGCGAUUGGCGAAGGGCUAACGCUCGAAACAUCAGCCUUAACACUCCUUACGAUGGCCAAUUUACGUUAUCAAGUCACUUGAUAAUACUAACUUACCCUUGUGUCUUUUGUAGCUAGAAAACUUGACGUCUGGUAACGUUGACUGGAAGCCAGAUUUCGCCCUUGGUAUAGGACAGCAGUUAGAUCUUGCCAUCACGUUAUCCCCUCAACUGUACGCCAGAGACAUAGAAAUCGCACUGACGAUUAUUACCACUCUGUUUGGAUACGAGAGUCAACAAAACUCCAGCACGCUUGUUUCAGCCAAGACCAAGGAGUUUGCGAAGGUGUGAAAGUUAGAGAAGUUUAUUGCAGAAACCGCAUAAUUUCCAUCUCAGCCAUUUAAAGUAAAGAUAUAGUACUUACCGCAGUUUGAGCAUUCAAGGGGAUUGUAUUCUUUGGGUAGUUGUCUUAAAAUGAGCAUAACAUUUGACUUAGUGGCCCGGCCUAAACAAGGCGUGACGCCGCCGACUUCAGCUCAUUUGGCGGGAAUCGAAACGCUCGCACAGGGCGUGAAAUUAAUUUUCUUUUCUGAUAGCCACUUGGCUCCUAAAUUUUUCAAAGUGGUAGCCAAUUCAAAAAAAAGUUGGUCGCCAUUUUUAAAGACAAACAAAACCUUUUUUUACGCCGUCAGCGUUCUAGAUAGACCCUCCAAAAUUAAGUUAGGGAAAGAUCUUUAACACGUUACAAAGUGGACACUAGGAUGGAUGAUAUACAACGUUCAAGCUCACCUAAAUCCAAGAUGACGUCCAGUUAUCGAUCGAGAUGCAUGUGCUGCGUUUUGGAAACAAACUUUAACGAGAAAGUUUGCCACGGAUUUGUCUUUGCAAAUCUUUUUAAUUCCCUAUACAUCUAGGUAAAGGUUAUGAUAGAGCAUUCUAGUCGCCAAAUUGGCGACUAAUUUUCAGGAUUUGGUCGCCAAAGUGAAAAAUUUAGUAGCAUCGGCGCCUGUAUUGGGCGCAAUUUCACGCCCUGUCGCACCUCAAGCAACGAUCCCAUCAUGCCUAGCUCUCUUAACUCUUUGACUCCUAAGAAUGACUAGCAACUAAUUUCUCCCCACGAUAUCAUCCCUGAAUCAAAUAUUACGGUCAUGAGAAUGAAGGAAUUGAUCACCAGUUAAGGAAGCUCUUGAUAGUUUAACAAAUUCUCCUUGUCAGGACCUUUGGAAAGGUAAAGAGGACAGUAUAGAGAUUAUGUAGACUGAUCUUAGGGUGCAUAGGGUUAACUGUGCAAAUAUUUCCGGAAUUUUUGCUACUUUCAAAGGCAGAUCUCCUCGCGUGAGGAAGACCUGUUGAAUCGGAAAACGCGUUCACUGUCUUAUCUGCGUAAGUUUUCGUGGCGGAGGUAAUAGUUGUAUGGUUUCUGGAUUUCCCAUUUCUUGCCAGGUCACAAGAAACCCACAGUCAAGAAGUGAAAUUGUGACUAAGAGAGCUGUUUCGAAAUAAUGAUGUGACACAAUGUACAAUUUUUUAGGACGGGAAAAUCCUCUUUUAAUUUAAAUAUACGCUAGAUGCAGCUGCGAAUGUGCAAAUGAAGUUCACUGGUCAGUUUUUUCACCCUGAAGAGUGACUAGCAUCUAAUUUCUCCUUACAAUAUCAUCCCCGAAUGACACACUAAGGUCAUGAGAAUAUUGGAAAUGAUCAACAACUACAGAAGCUCUGGAUCGUUAAACCAAUUCUCCUUGUCGGCACGUUAGGAACUGUAUAGAGAACAGUAUGGAGAAUAUGCAUGCUGAUGUUAGGGUGUAAAGGGUUAAAGAAAGUUUUGCCAGAAAACGCAACCAAGAGAGUAGUUUACGGAUCAAAACCGACUUUUUCGAUCCGGAAUCCCUCGCGCUUACAAUUUCUGCUUCUCUCUUCUUUACAGCUUACAAUUUCUGCUUCUCUCAAGAACAACAACUUAAUUAAUUUAUUUGAUAUGAUCCACAGGUCCUUCUUCAGUCAGCCAGUACGCUGUUUAGCUCCGAUAACAAAGAUGUGUGGGACGUCGUUCAACGGGUAAUAAUUAUUGCAUCAGUAUCUGAGCAAGUCUGUACCUACCCCUCCCCCUAACCCAAGAACAGUCAACUAAUAACAAGUUCGUGUUAUUGUUGGGUUAAAGGAAGGGUAGGUGCGCAGUUGCGCAGGUCCUGACAUUGAUCCGAAUUAUUUUUGCUGUUAUUUUAUUUUUUCUUUUUGCAAGUAGUCCACGGUCGAUUUGUCGCCGGUUUUUAUUUCACUAUGCUCUCCAAUUGGCCUGUGAAACUCGUGCCCUUUCAGCCAUUCGCAUUACUGGAAACAGAAGCCAAUAACGAGUGUUUGACCGUGAUCAUCAUACUUGUUCGGAAAGCGGAAAGCGGAGGCACUGGCAGUGAGGUCAAGAGUUUUGUAAAGCGAUUUUUGGGAGCAGUUGAUAUUUUUAUGUACACUUACCCUACUAUUAUCUUCCGUUGGCCGUGUAAGCCUCUUAUCUUGACUGCUGUUUCUUUCAAUUUGACAGCACUCCGCAGGGACGGCGGCUUUGUUGAAACAGAUGGAAAACUUCAGCGGAAACUUAGCCAGAAGUCUACCGUACUUAAAACGAGACUCGCGCAGAUACAGACGCUCUACCGACAGCAUUUUGCCACCGUACACGAUUAUUACUCCCAAUAUUGGUAAGAAUUAUAUUUUGUUGAGUUUGCUGAGUGUAACAGGGCUGUGUCGCAUUUUGAGGUAAUUUUAAUACCUACUUGUCGGGGAAUUCCUCCGCUCUGUCUCAUAAGUGAUUGAAAUGUUGCAAACAAUAUCACUGCAUUUUUUGGAAUUUGAAAUUAUGAAAGACAGAUGAUGUCAAUAGAGAUUUCUGAUCAGUUUGGGGAUUUUACUUGUGAUGUUUGGGUUAAGAAGCGCACGGUAGCUAUUAUCAGAGAUUUAUGAAAUAUUGCUAAACGGCAUUCAACGCUAGAGAACGUUUUAAUGUUCCUGCAACAACACAUGAUCCUGAUCUUGAUCCUGAACAUGAUCUUGAUCCUGAACAUGCGCACGAAUGAUACUUUCCUGUCUUAUUUAUGUGAAAAUCGUAGUAGCCUAUAUUUUAGAAUACCGUAACUUCGCCCUUUUUAUGAGUUUUCCGCAAACUAUAGAAACUAUUUUGAUUCACCUAGAGGACGGUUUCGUUGUAAGCAAACGAUUGCUUUCACUUGCUAAUAUCCACGCCAUGUUCUUCAUAGUUAUGGAACUUCAUCCAGUGUAUGUCAAAGGAUUCUCUGGAUUAUCGUACCCCGCGAGAACAGACCUUUACAGCGACUCUCCUUAUAAAAUUUGGCGUAAUAUCUCCAAUAGAAUUUACUUUCCUAAACCUUUCUUUCGUGGAACAGGUAAGUCUUGAAUUUGACGUAACUUGCAUAACAGGUACCUGGGUUUAUACUUUAGUACGAUUUUGCGGGAUCGCCACAAGUCGAAAAAUUUGCCUUAUAAAAGGUACGUUUAAAUAUCAAAUGAGGCGCUAAAAAUUGUGCCGAAGGAUAAUCUUAUUUUGUAAGUACUAUUUUACAUAGUAAUAACCCUUUUCUCGGUAAAGGGCCUCCCUAAAACUAAAGAAGGGGGUCCGCCAAGCCUUCUUUGGGUAGUUUCUAGAUUAAACCCUGACACAGCAAAAUUAGUGCGCGUUUGGAUUCCGCGCUCGCACGCGAGGAAAAAAGGAUACCUGGGAAAGCUGGCAAACAACAACAAAGAGAGGCGGAUUUGAACAAUUUUUAAGAUUGCUAUAAUUUUUUUUGCAAUGAUUAUUGUAAUGUUGUGGGUGACAGCUCUUUUAGAGAACUAAAUAUUUUUUUAUUUAAUUUUGUUUUAGACGUGGAAGACAACAUAGGAGUUGGCUUCAUGAUCAUCAGAAAUAUCGGCGAUUUAUUACCCAAGGCGUUUGACGCGAAGAUCCGGUAUGUUACAUGCACUAAAUGCAUUGAAAGUACGUUUGGAUAGAAUUUUUAAACAAUUUUGGUUUUUCCCCCUAGUAUUUAGAGGAGACUGUUUCGUGGUUAGACUACGAGCAGUCCCUGCUUUUCAGCGAAGUCUGUCGCACGAGUCAAAAGAGAUUGUGAAAAGAAAAAAAAAUUGAUGCGUUGAAUUUUGGGUGUGAAGGGCGAUAACGUCAUUUUUUUCCCCACUGAAUUUAUUUUAAUCGUGCGACGGACUGCAACGAGAAGAAGGGACUGCUGGUUGUGUAUAUUGUGGUUUGAUUGAGAAAUGGAAUAUGUACCAGAAAUAAUUAAAAGCAGUUUACGAUUUGCUAUAACUGCUUUUGCUUGUCUUCUUCUUAUUUUUGAUAAAACUCAUAUAUUAAUUUAUUUUAAGCGAACCACGUUGUAGUUUGUGAGUGUAAUAAGCAUAAAUGAUUUCCAAGUUUGACAUCUGCAGUUCCUGUUAACCCUUCAACUCCCACGAGUGACGAGGGCAGAAUUUCUCCUUACAAUAUCAAUACAAUAUCAAGGAGACAAGUGAUGAGAAUAGAGAAAAAUAUAAAUUAAGAGAUUAUUAGUUGAUCCAAUACCAAAUUCUCCGAACUAACAUCAUACGAAUUGUAUGACAGACAGUAAGGAGAAUUACUAAUGAGAUCUUGGAGGUAAAAGGUUAAUCUUCUUCUGGAUGAGGAUUUUUAAAAUAUAUUCAAGGUCUUUUUUUUUCUUUUCCAGUGACUCGAAGUACAACGUUGAAGUCAGCUCUGAUGUCAUCUCUGUCAAGUUACCUGAGAUGGAAAUGGCUCCCUUAACAUAUCCUGUCCGCAUUGCCUUUGCCAACAGACUUGUAAGUUGUUAUUCGUUACUAAUUUUAGUUAGGAUUUGUUUAAGAAACUAACCCAAGAAUGUUUAAGUUGUCUUCUCUUAAAUAAUCCUGGUUUACCACGUGAUCAAUUCAACUGCUGUCAUGUUGGUUUAUUUGUCAUCUUUCCUUUUUGUUAGGUGAAUCGAUCGUCUUACAUUUGUGUGCACUGGAAUUAUUCAGUACCGUGAGUAUAAUAAUGAAUAGCUUUAAUUUUAUGUUGUUGCAUACUCUCGAAUUUACCAUAGACACUUGUCUAGUCGCGCCGCUUGUCUAGUCGAGUUGUUGUCAGCGGGAGAACAUGGUAACCUAGCAACCGCCAAUCGGAGACACUACAAGAGUUGCACGUCGUCGUUAUGGCAAAAACCGCUAUAAAAUAUACUAUAAUCGAAUAUGACAUGUACAGGUACUUUUGGUUGACGUCUUUUGCCAUCAUUACGAAAAACAGUGGCUAUGCUUUAACUUUCGAACGGUUUUCAUAUACAAGAACGAUACUGGCGUUUGCUAAGAUGUAGCUUCUUCGCUCUUGCGAUCUAAGGAUCCAGACAACCUUUCGUCAUUUGCCCUACUGUUUCUUUGAGGAUUACUAGACCACAAGAAAGCUACCCUUUAGUUUAAGAACGCUUACCUUGCAUCCCAAUAUGUUUUCGACCAAAAUAACUGAGGUAUCAUUGAAAGAGUAUUACGAUAUUCUACAUGGUAGUCUAUGGUGAGUCUACCGCAAAAAUUCCACUACAGACAGACAAUGAUAAUAGUUAUUCCCGAACCAGAAGACGCGUUGUGAUUGCUAAGCCUGCCUAUUGUUUUUCGUUACCAUAGAGACACGCGUGGUGGUGGUUGGUCACGUUACGGGUGUAAAUCAGUGAAGACCAAUAGAACUCACACAGUUUGCUCUUGCUCUCACCUAACGGCUUUUGCAGUCCUGUCAGACUUAAAUCUUCAGGUGAGGUUGAUGAUUGUCAAGCUGUUACAACAAAAAGCAACAACAACAACAACACCAACAACUUUACUACCUUUUUUGCAGAAGACGUACAUUUACAAUUACGAUGGUUACCAGAACAGCUAAAAAUCUAAUCUGGUCGAGUGCCAUGAUAUAUAUUUAGAUUUGAGUUGUUGGUAGUAGAGUGUAAUUAAGAAAGGAAAGAGAAACAGCUGCAAGAUAAAGAUAUAUAACCCUUUAACUCCCAGAAGUGAUAAACAUGUAACUUCUCACCAAUAAUAUCCAUAUAUUAUCCAACAAACAGGUAACGAGAAUACCUCAACUUAUCAUGGAGUAGUUGUUAUCUUGAUCUAACACCAAUUCUCGUAAAUUAUUUAGAGGAAAACCUUAUCAGCCAGAGGGGAGAAUUAACAAUAAGAUCCUGGGAGUCAACUUAUGGGUUAACUUUAAGAUAAAGAAAUGAAAAUAUAUUAAUAAGUACCAGAUAGAAAGCUUUGAAGGAUAUAUUUUCGUAUGGAUUAUCAGUUAACCCUUUAACUCCCAGAUUAAGUUUGAAAUUCUCCUUACAGUCAACCAUACAAUUCUUAUAAUGUUAGUUCAGAGAAUUUAGUAUUGGAUCAACUAAUAAUCCCCAAAAUGAUCUUUUUCUUUAUUCUCAUCACUUAUCUGGUUGAUAUUGUAUUGACAUUGUAAGGAGAAAUUCUGUCUUGGUCACUCAUGGGAAUUAAAGGGUUAAUUUAUUUUUAGGUAUGUAUGAGGGUCAGUUUCACUUUUUCCUUUAGAGGAGGUUGUUUUCAGUUUCCAAACUAUUGCAACGAGAAAGUGAAUGUAAAAUUGUUAAUAAUUAGUUCGAACAAAAUUAUUAUAAUUGGUAGAUCUAGCAGAGUCUAAAUCUAGUUUUAUUUAGAAUACACUUUGGAAAAAAAUGAUCCAAAUGAUCCAAAUGAUUCAGGGGGAAGAUUGAAAUGAAAUUAGUUCAUAAAUUGAGAAUCGUGAAAGAAAACUAAUUCAAUUUGUUUUGUUCUUGUUGUUGUUUUUGUUGAUGAUGUUGUUGUUGAUGAUGUUGUUGUUUUUUUUUUUUUGAGAGAAGAGGCGUGUUGUUUCAGUGUCACAAAUAAUUUUCUCUUUUUUUCGAUUUUUUACUAGUAUCCCGAGCAAGCAGCCUUUGCCAUGCGUUUGGUGACGUACAUUGGUAUAUCGGUGUCCCUGGUUCUGUUACUGACAGCUUUUAUACUAUUCUUGUGUCUAAGGUAAUUUUUAUUUGAUCCUCGUCAUUUUACUUACCUGACCUUCUCACAACGGUCGCAAGAAAUAAUGGAAGUUUUCCAUUUCAUUAUAUUAUUAUCUCUUCUCCCAUGGGCACUUCUAAUACAAAAUUGAACAAUACAAUAUUUAGCCCACGCACUUGUCGUAAGCGUAGAUAGCGGAGCUCUUGGUGUUGUGGUGUGGUGUUGUUUUCCAAAAAUUCUCAAAUUGGGGGCACCUGCAAAAUUCCUGCAAAAUGUUGUAGGGCAUAUUCCUAUAGAGGAUGCGCUGUAUAAAUGUAUCAUUAUCAGUAACAUCACUGUUUUGUCUUUACAGGAAUCUGAAGAGCAAUUCGAUAACAAUUCAUAAGAACCUUAUUGUAGCGGUCUUCGUUGCGGAGCUGACGUUCCUCUUGGGAAUCAACAGAACGGCAGAUCAGGUUGGGUUAAAUACAAGGGCAACUUGUGUUUACAGUAGGGUGAUUUAGUAUUAUCAACUGAGUUGAUAACGUAAAUUGGCCACCGUAAAGAGUUUCAAAGCUAGCUUUGAUAAGUGACAGCGUUCACUCAAUGGAUGCUUUUACGCUCGUGAACGUCUAUUUUAACCAUGGCAAAUUUUUUUUCAAACGUAUGUUCAUUAGCGUGGGCAAAAACGCGACAGUGGAAAUCUAGCUUUAGCUUUCUUUAAAAAAUAUUAGUUUGGCUUCUGAUCUUACGACGUUGCUUUUAUUUGUGUUUCAUUGCAGAGAUUGUGUCAGUUGAUCGCCAUAGUGCUGCAUUAUUUCUUCAGCGCUUCUUUCUCGUGGAUGUUCGUCGAAGGUCUGCACAUGUAUCGCAGGCUCAGGGAAAAGAGGAAUAUAGACACUGGCAAAAUGUCUUUCUAUUUCUUUAUGGGGUGGGGUAAGUGUGCGAAUGUUGUCCAACAGGAAGUGUAUGUAUCAACCCUUUGUAGUGAUGAACAAUUAAAAUCUCCCUCCAAUAUCCAUACAUUAUCCAGCAAACAAGUGGUGAGAAUACCUAAAUUAUCAGGUAGAAGUUGUUAUCUGUAACCAGGCAUUUUUCCGGGAAUAAAGGGAGGGGAGGGGGCGGGGAGAGGGGAGAGGAAUGACUGGUACAAGAAACCUAUCAAAGUCACUGUUUUAUAAUAUUCACUCGCCGUCAUCUGUUGGAAGAUAAUUUUGCGCAAUUAAUGCUUUCAAAUAAUACUAAUAAUAAACUAUUUGAGACAUAAAACACGGAUUUCUGUCCAACAAGUGUUAAGGUUUUAACUCUGUUUUUUUUUUUUGUCUCAGGGUGUCCCGCUAUUGUGGUCGGAGUUUCCGCUGGCUUAGCGAACGAGGGCUACGGAAACCAGAGAUUGUAAGUCAACUUUGUAUGGUCUCUGUAGAACUUUUUACCACCCCGCGUAAACAGUUUGUUUGCACUUUUAACAUUCCCAAACAAAGCAGUAGAAAGUGACAGUUCCCACUAAAUUUCGUGACAUUUGACCUUUUUUUUUUUUACUAUUCAGCUGCUGGAUGUCGACAGAUGGAACACUUAUCUGGACGUUUACGAUUCCGAUCAUCAUCAUUGUCGCGGUAAGUAGCUUCACGAAUGAUCCCACUCCUGACAACACAUGCCAACAUUAACGGCAAUUAAACCAAGCGGUAAAUCUCUUGUGGUAAACUGAUUUUCAACUGAAAUAAGAAUCUUUCUAAAAACAUCCAGUGACAUCUCUAGGAAGCUGGUCUCAUUCCCGUUCUCCUUACAACAUCAUAACUACGAAGCAGGGCGGUGAUGAGAAAAAAAGGAAAAAUAUAUCAAGUAGGGGAUUAUUACUUGAUCCAAUACCAAAUUCUCCGCACUAACAUCAUUAGAAUUGUCUUACUAAUGAGAAGGGUUAAUGUCAACCGUCCACUUUUCACCCGUUCUUCCUCAUCUUGUUUUCCCAUCCACCUCUCCAUCUGUAGUUUCGUUGCAGACACUGUGUCGAUGAACGUUGGGCCCGUUUUAUUUUUUAGUUCGUUUUGUGACAUAGUGUUUUCCUCAAUGGUAGUCUUUUGCGCAGUUGACAUGCAUGUUGCUGUGGCAAACAAAACAAACAAUUACAUAGAGAUGACGGUCUGAAAUUUUUCAUAUUUACACAAAAAAUUUUGUAUUUGUGGAAUGGUGCAGUAUUUUUAGACCUUUACAUUGAUUGAUUUAGUAUUUCGUGUUCAUUGAUUUUCUUUUUAUCAUCUUAGCUCAACACACUCGUCUUUAUCAUGGCAUUGUUCGCAUCACUUCAAAAACAAUCAAGAAAGAGACGUCGCCGGCAUCACCACCAUCACCAUGACGAGGAACAGUCUAACUUGACGUAAGAUAGCACUUUUGACUGAUUCAUGAGCGUACCAUUCGUCUCUUGCUAAAGCCUUGUUUUCACGAGCGACGCUAGCACAAACACAAGCAUAACAGCUCAAAGAGAAGCAAGCAAGAAUCAAGCGCAAGGAUCAAAAUUUGUCCUUUUUCUUGUGCUACUCUUUGUGCUCGUCGACGUUCGUUUUCAAUUGGCAUAAUUACCUGAUGCUCGCGUUUGUGCUUGCGCUUUUGUUUGCGUCGCUGGGGAAAAAGACUAUUUAACAACUUUUCACCGAAGUAGAGAUGGCUCAUGGUGGAUAUUUACCGAACCGUGAAGCGGCGAGAUUAAAUAUCAACUGCUAGCUUCCUCCACUGAGGUGAAUAGUUAACUACCACGCCAAAGAUAACGAAAGACAUUAAAUUUAUGCAAACCAUGCAUUGAAAACCGCUUCCCUUAACUGACCAAUCUCCAACUGCUCAGUAACUGAGAAAUGUUUUAAUACCUGAAAAUGUUAAAAUGAAAUUUACCGAAUCCCUUCCAUAACGUUCUGGAGUAUUCCAAUGAUCCCCCUUUCCCUUUUCCUUCCCCCCCCCCUCCCCCCCGUCGAUAAAUAAAGACUGGUUCGUUUUGAUUUAAACUAGAUAAUUCUUUAUUCAUUUGUCAAAUGUUUUAUUUAUUCAUCUCGCUUUUUGUUGUCACAGUGCCGGAUUACGAGCCACUGCCGGUCUUCUUCCCUUGAUAGGAGUAUCUUUCGCGUUCGCCAUUUUGAUGGUGAAUGAAGAUUUGGAAACUUUUCACUAUAUCUUUGCUGCCUUUACGUUCUGCCAGGUUAGAAUCACUUCCGGCAGUGAAGUGCUCUGUUCUUCGUAGAGUAGUUUUUAAUUUUAAUAUGGAAAGGCAAUGGAGGAUUUCUCUCAUUCAGUUGUUUUUGCAACUAAAACCGGGAUUGCAUUACUUCUACGCCAUCAGAGUAUGAGCAAAAUUUUAGUCCUAAUUCACUCUUAUUUCACGCAAAAAAAUUGAUCGCUUCUCAAAAACUGGGUUGAAGAGCUUAUUAAAAAAAAAAAUUAAGGAGGCGUAGAGACGAAAAUUUAAUUCGGUACCUGAACACAUGUAAUCGACAAGAAGCAAAAUGCAUGUUUCCUUUUCAUUUUCAUUUUCAACUCUCAAAAGAUGUGAGGACUCGUCUCGAAAUUAAUAAAUGCUGAAUACCUUGGAUUUGCUGUUUUUUAAUUCUUCGGUCAAUGAAAGUCGAUCGAUCAGCGACAAAUUUUUGAUGAACUUGUCUCGUUCACAGGGCCUGUUUAUACUAGUGUUUUAUCUCCUAUUGGACAAGACGGUGAGUAACAUACCUUUUUUUUCAUUUUUUCCCGAUUUCAAUUUGAUUUAAUCGACGCGGAAUAUUUGAUUCAGUUUCACAAUCUUGCUUUAUUAUUUAAAAAACGUUCAGGUUCGGAAAGAGUUCAAGAAUGUGUACAUGCGCUGGAAGACUAAGGACAAGACAUACGGGAUACAGAAACCCACGCAGCAUUUUGUAAGAGGAAUAUUCACCCUCUUUACGUCUCUGUGCUUAACUCGCCCUCUUUUUCUUAAAUGAGACAUUCCAUAUUCAUUGAUUCGUGCUCUUCUUCGCUUUUUGACCACGUUUUCAAAAGAUCAAUUCAUGGUCUGCCAUGUCUUUACACCUUCUCAUUUUUCAGCCACUCUUUCAUCCGACCCAACCUCUACCUUGUUAGGUAUACAGCAUUUCAGUAUUUCUUUGAAUAAGCACCCACGCUCUAAGAAGCGCCCUCCGCCAAGUAAGUGCCCGCCCUCAGGCGCCCCCUCGAAACCCCCCCUCCCCCCCUCCCGUCUCCUCCCUUAUUUCCUCAACUGGUAGGAAUACCAAGAAAAACACUUUCUUUUGCCACUUCAUCUAUAAUUUAUAAAGCUUCAACUGCAGCGGAAUCAGAACAGGAGAUUUAUAGGCGACCCCUUCGAUUUAGAGCCAUCCUUCCAAUAGGCGCCCCCUCCUUUGGCCGAAAUUAUAUAAACUCUUAUUUGAGGAAAUGCGAUAUGACAAUUUUUCAUUGUUUCAUCUCCAUUCUGAGUACCACAAUGUUAUCCUUCUCCCGCUUGUUAUGUCAAAGUAAAAUAAGUAUCCCAGACUUGAUCAAUAUGUAACUUCUCCUUGAGGUUCCAGUUUGUUAUCUCGUGAAUACGUUAUGAGAACAGACAGUUUCAUCAGCCGAAGAAUAUCAUCAUAAAAGAACACCAAACUCUCCCCUCAAAUUUUUAAAUAAAUGUAUCGUGGUAAGAGGGAAGAAUUUCCAAGUAGAUCUUGGGAGUGAAAGGGUGAACUUACCUUUUUCUUUUCCCCUUCUUCUUUCCCAUUUUUCAAUUCAUGCACUCUCCCUCCCCUUCCUGUUCGUAUUCCCGAGACUAUUCCAUUUUCUUGCAUUCAGUUUCUCCCGCCCAACCUAUUGAUUUCUUUUUUCUUUCUUCACCUGUUUAACGAAAAGUUCUGUUUCUCUUUUUUUUUUUCCUUAGAAACGCUCCUAUCACCCUGGGGAGACGGCACCUCUCCGAUCCCCGUAUGAUUUUGACGACGAUGGAAACGCCACUAGCACAUCUACCACGGAGCCAUCCAGCAGCGGUUUCCGUAGCAGUGUAACGAGUCGGUUCACCACAGACAACAGUAUCACGGAUACUAUAGGAGAUGAAGAUACCAGUGCACCAGGUGUGUGUUUGAAAUGUAAUUUCUCUCAAAUAUGCCCUAUACAUUCUGCUCAGUCCAAGUAAUAAGAACGUCGCUUUUCGAAAAUUACAGUGAUUUCUAGUCGACACACGAAUGAUGGGACCUACAUUCUGGGAACUAAUUUUUCUUUUUUUGUUCUAAUUUCAGAUGGAAAAUCGCCAAAGGCCAAGUACCCUGAUAAUCCUGAACUCGGUAAGUCGUUUACGAUGCGUAAACUCAAACAUUUCUAUGUUUUAACUCCUUUGUAGUCAAUAUUUUGAUGGUCACGAAACUAAGAGGAAAAUAAGGGGUGAUGUUACUUCGUCACGUAAUAUUAUUGUGCAACGAAACAUCUGUAACACAUCUUUGGUACAGUCAGAUAAAGGCUAACAGUCUUGUGAGUAUAUAUAGAGUGGGUAGCAUUAUAGGCGCGAUCUGAUUGGCUACUCAAACUCCAAAUAUCCCUUGCUAAUCACCUCCGAGCAACGCGUGCGCGAUUUGCGCCCGGAAAGAUGGUACUCGUUGCAGGAAGAAAUGCGUUAAUAUGACCUUUAGUGCUACAGUAUUUCACUGUUUUGGUAUAUACUAAAACAACUAUUCUCCUCAGUAUCGGUGGUAUGAGGUGGAUAUUUGCCGAGCCGUAUGUCCACCACGAGGCACCUCCCCUUCGGUGAAUAGGUGUUAAUGGCUGUUAUUACAGCUCCGAACGUCAGUCUUGUGGUAUAGCGGUAUCCGCGUGAAAAUACACGGAAACGAGGCUAUCAGGCGAGAGAACAUAAAUACUGCAUUAGAAAUAUUUGAGUGUCCAGGACCAACUCCAAUUAGGUUUGGUGAAAAGAUAUCUCCGUUCAAAUUUAAGCAAUUUCUCCUACUCUAACUUGAGCAGGAUUCGAACCUCUGACGUUGCUUAAAAGGUUCGCGCUUUGUUCUCCCGCACGAAACAGUUGAGGAAAAUUACACGAAUUAACUCUGGUUUCAAGCCCGCUUGGAGUUUCUAAACUCUUAUUAGACAAGUAGACAGAGGUUUGGUGAACAGGAAUAAGCGAAAUAAGCGCGUAAGUCUGAUUAAGCGUCUAAGUUUUACAGGGACUGACAUAUCCUUUUUUUGUUUUCUUUGAAUCUGUAGAGCGAGCCCGGAAAAUUUGGGAACAGACCGAUAAGUCAGGUAUCCUUACUGUCUGCUAUAUAAUUCUUAUGGUGUUUGUUCGGAGAAUUUUUCAUAAGAUCAACUUAUAUUCCCCUACCUGUCACUUUUUUGUUUUGAAUUUAAGAUAAGGCAUGCUUCUCUCGUAUGCGAAGAUUUUUUCCUUCAUCGUAAACAAUUAACUUUUAUAUUCUAAUUAUAGUUGAAUUCGUUCAUUACAUUAUCUGUGUUACAAAUUGCACAUACCUCCUUGUUUCUGUCUAUAUUGAACGAUAUUUUCGCGGGAGAAGAAGAAAAUUGGAUGAAGCAGGUUACUUCCCCGUCCGUCCGCCAUAUUCACUUAAGUAUGUAUUUGCACUGAUCGCUUUUUUUUUUUUUUUUUUCCCAGAGGUGAGCACCACCCAACCAGAAUCAUCUUCCGAAGAGGAAGAUGAGCGGCCCUCCUCGCCUGGUCUUCCAUCUGAUUCUUCCGACUCUGAAGAUGACCAAGGUACAAAUUGUAUGGUUCUGUAGUGAUAUUAUUUUGACCUCUCGUAAAUUUUUUUGUCACUUUAUUUGGCUCAGUCAGAGUUAGUAUGUUCACGUAUAGAACAGGUCAGAGUAAUUUCCAAUUGAUUGUCGAAAGUAAUCUGGAUUUGCUUUGGUUUUGCUUUGCUUCGGCUGUGAUUGGUGUAAAAACUCGCGCCAUGCUCUGAACCAAUCGUACGCCAAACGAAAACCAAUCAGGACUUGGUCUCCCGCGCUUUCCCGCGCAUUUGGUAGUUUGCCUGUUGUGAGUUCUCGUAGUUCUCGUAUAAUGACGAUAUAAAUCUUCGUUUUGAUUAGCCUUUGUGAUUUCUUUGGUGAUGGUUUUUCUACGGUCAAUUAAAGACUCUAAAACCCACUUGAAAUAAAAUUUUCCCUCAACAAUCUGCCGCAAUUGGGCAAGUGAUAAAGAGUGAGUGACAAAGCAUUUGAAGAAGCCAAUGAUAUGUAUUAACACUGUUACAGAACAAAAUCUAUGUUUUCCAAAUUACGUUACUUUCUUACUUGUAUAUUUACCUCGGCAAAUCACAGCAACCUUUUUUGCGAGUUUCCAUUUUUUUACUUUCUUUCUUAGUUCCGAGUGAAAAUGGAUGGCCAAAAGAUAAAACUCCAAGGAAGAAACGUCGAAAAGGUUAGAAUAAAAUAAUUUUUUAAAAUACAGUCAGCCCUGGUUAGCCUUAGCGUCGGCAACUCGACCCAAGGAUCUGUAUUUUGAUGAAAAGUUUUUGCUGGUUUUUGUUUUUCCUCCAGCUCCUUUCUACGCUUCAGACGGACCUAUGCAUAGCACACCAAUGGGUAAGGAUGUUAAGGAUUUUGCACGCAAAAAAGCAUGUUUCUUACAGAACUAAUUGCGAAUUGAGGGAUGUUUUCAAUUCUUUUGAAUUAAUGACAGAGAAGAGGGGAGAAAGGCAAUUAGACUGACAGGUAAACUGACAGACAGACAAUUAUACUGACAAACUGACUGUCAGGCAGGCAGAAUGACAGACAGACAAAUAGACUGAGAAAUUGACUGACAGACCGAGAGACUGAGAAAUUGACUCACAAAGAGACAGACAGACAGACAGACAGACAGACAGACUGACAGAGAGAGAGAUAGAAAGGGAAACUGAAAGAGAGACUGAAAAAGUGACUGACAGACAGACAGACAGACAGAAAGGCAGACAUGAAGAUAGACAGACAAUGGUCUGGUAAAAAUGUGAUUUAUCAAAAUGGACUCUAUUUAUUUCAUUUGUAUCCGGACUAUAAAAAUGGAAAUUAAUACUCAAGUAUCAAAAUUACCUCGCGCGGGGCUAUGACUGAAAUGUUUGACUUAAUCCACGGCUAAUCACAUCACGCGCAUCUUUUUCAUUUAAUCACUUGGGCAAUCAUAUUUAUACAAAUUUAUUUAUUUUUUCAUGUUCUUCUCUUCCUUACUAACCUUGCCACAGAGACGACACCCGAGGAAGAACCGUUGAGAGAACCUGAGUCGGAAUCUUCCGACACCGAUGACGAAGAGUUACCAACGAUCGAUCGUAAAAAGGAUCAUCCUUCCUUCAAAGCUGUCCCCGAGAUUAUACAGGACAAAGGGGUGUCAGGUUCGGCUGCCACCUCUGAUACGACUCCAUCUGUGGACAGCAGCUUGAAAAAGAAACCUCUGAAGUCAGCUCUCAAGAAACCGAAGAAUCCUAUUCCUAUUCCUGUCAUGGAAGAGCUUAAUGAUGACGAUGACGAUGACAAAUCACUCAGGUAAAGAUUAAGGAACCCUUAAACUCCCAAAUCCAAGCUUUUACCUGACAAGUUUUAGUAUUCUCAUUACUUUUUGGCUGGAUAAUGUAUAGGUAUCACUUGGAGAAUUUACAUAAUGAUCACUUCUGAUAGUCAGCGCGGUAACUUUUAAACAAGAGAGCACGAUGGGAGAAAGAACUCAGUUCCAAACUUAAGUCUUAGAAUACAUUAAUUUAACUAAGUGCAUCUAUAGACGUCAGUCUCUCGUACCGAAGUCGGCUUUUUGAAGGGUUCACGUGAAGGCCUAACUGAUGUGUUUCUUGAGUGUUUUUAGCAAUGUUACGCAUAAACCCGGCCACCUCUCUGCAACGGCCUCUUUUGCCUCCAAGGUGGCCUUUAAGUAGAGGCAGGGGUUUAGAUUAAAGCCAUCUACAGCCUCCAUAAAACCUCUCAUCGCUGUUUAGCCUGCGAGCAUGCUCUUGUGUUUGGGUUUGACCUUACGGCACAACCGCCAUCGGCAGCCGCAUACGGAAAAAGUUAUUGAGACCCUCUAGAAGGCUGACUGACACAUCCUGAUCGAACAUUAACCGCUUAUAUUUAUGUAUUUUUCUGCCACAGCACUGAUCGUCAUCAUCAUCACCAUCACCACAAAGACAAACAUCGACACCGUCGAGACAGACCACGGUCCCGCGCGAGUUCCGUGUCUAGCGAUCAGAAGGAGAAAAAACGCAGAUUUAGGAAGAAAGGUUCCAAGAAGAAGGAAACGUUAGUACAAAUUGGUGGAGAGGAAUACAGAGUGCAGGCUGGGGACCAGUCAAUGUAAGUGUGUCUUUUGUUAUCGUUCAAUGAAAGUGGGAAUGGUUUCUUAGUCCAUGCUCGUGACAAGACGAAAGAACGUCUUUCGUCAUUUCAUCUCUGAGUUUCUCUUAACCUAGUGAUCCCUAAGAGGACUGGCAUCUAAUUUGUACAAGAAAACGAGAAAGAAACAGGAAAGAUUCACCAUCUUUCUUAUUUCAUUAACUCACAGAAGGCUUUUGUCAUCGCUUAUCAAGCAGAGUGGUGGACGCGUGUCACAUAUGAACUAGUAUUGGCCUGGCUAUUAUAGAGUCUCUGUGGCUCAGUGGUAGAGCAUCGUAGCACGAAAUCGGAAGGUCUGAGGUUCGAUUCCUCGUGAAAACCUAGAUCCUUUUCUUUAUGCCACGCUCGAGACAAGACGAAAACACAUCUUUCUUCUGGUGAUCAUGGUUAUUGGCAAUUUUAUCUUCUAUUCUUGAAGCUGUUUCGGGCUCUUUCUGUCUUCUUCAUUUUUCCGCGGCACGAGAGUUGUUUUUUUUUUAAAACAAAUUGAAUCCUGGAGUGGAAAAAGGAGUGGUAAAUAUUUGUUUGAGUGAUUUUAUCACUUUAAGUUUUCCCUAAAUACGAAGAAACAAAGAAAAGAAAAGCGAAGGAUUCAAUAGAGUUCGCCAAUUCGUAAAGGCUCCCUUCCUGAGAUCAGACAACUGUGAUCAUAUAAAUUAAAUUUGAGAAAGAUGUUUUUUCGUCUUGUCACGAGCGUGGGACAUAGCAAAAAAUUCUUAGUCCUCAGACCUUCGGAGUCUGCGCUCUGAUGCUCUACCACUGAGCCACAGAGACUCUAUGGUGAGCAAGGCUCAUUACCAAGUUCAUAUAUGACACGCAUUCUUGCAAACUGCUAGGAUCAACCAUGUUGAUAAUGUCAUGUUUUUUUAUAGAAUAAGAAAGAUGGCAAGUUUUUGAGCUCGGUAAACAAAUGGAAAAAGAUGUUUUUCGUCUUGUCACGAGCGUGGACGAAGACAAAAUUUUGCGUCCCCAUGAGGAGUAAAUGAAAGUUGUUGAACAAUCUUUCAGUUGUACAGCUUGUAAUGCUGCCCACUGUGGUGGUUGGAAGCGUUCUGAUCGUGUGUCAAACUGUGCAGUGUUGUUUUUGGUGAUACAACUUGAGUGUUUAACCACUCAACGGAAAUCUUGCUAGCAGCGCUUUUAUGUUGGUUUACUGCAUGGGGCACUUUUGGCUUUCAGGUUGUUAUAUAGCUAUAAGUCUGUUGAUGAAAUCCUAAUAUGCAAGUUUUCAAUUGAAAGCUGCUGAACAGCACUUUCAUAAGUUUCCUCUCCUUCAACUGUGCAAGGUUACUUUGGUCUUUAAAUUUUGGUGAUGAACUUGAUAACCGUCAGAUGAAAGCUUCUAAGCAGUUUUUUCAUGUACAGUGUUCGAUCUGUUAAAAAAAGUGGUCUCACCUUUUCAGUUUACUUAUAAAAAAUUUAAGGAAACCUAUUCUUAAGCGAUUUCACAAGGAUCUGUUUAUUUUACUCUUUAUGGUAGCUCUACCCUCUCAAGACCGUUCGUGAAACCUUGGUGCAGGAGUAUUUCAAUGAAAGCUAUGAAAGCUAUUAAGCAGUGAUCUCACGCGGUUUUGUUUGUUUCUCUGCGUUUUAAAUUUUUUUCUUAUUUCUUUAUUUUUUUGGAUCUUUAUGAGAGGGACAAAAAUACUCGACGAUGAAUAAAUUGUUGGGGUUAUAAAGAAUUAAACUAUCCAAAAAACAGAGAUAUAUGAUUGAGAUAACCCACAUUAACCAAUUGCUGAGUGAUUGUUGUUCAAGAAAUCACUUGUGGAGUUUUCUUUGUCAGCCAUAACCUUCGGUGAGGGACUUUUUUGUUGGAGGAAUGGCAACACCUUUUGUUGUGCAAAGAAAGAUGGUAAAAAAUUUGUUACAAGGAUGGGAAAAAGGAAAAAUCUGGGUAUCCUGUGAAGAUUGCAUCCCAGGCAGUCCUGUUUUGCUCGUGGGAUGCGCUAGUAGCUUGUGUGAGAGGACUCAUCAAUUGAAGUGCAAGGUUAUGUACUAAUUUGUUUAUGACACGAUUUCUGCAUACCAGUCGAAUCAGAAAUGUAGAAGAACGUAGAAAACGUGUUGUGCUUCCUAAGAACGGGGAAGAUGAUAAAUUCUAGCUCAGUUGUCGAAGUGGAAGAAAGAUGUUGAACGUUUUUGAUAGAAAUUUGUUGUGAUUUUGAGUUGCCUAUUGUUCAAUGUUCGUGAUGGGAACAAAACACAAACUUCUGGCAGACGGAACCUCCUGCGGGUUAAAAAAAUAACUUGUACGUGCUUAUUUUUCUUUAAGCAGCUGUUGGCGUUAAUCUCUCACGUCACGUUUUUCAAAACUUAUCGAAUUUCUCACGGAGAGCAUAUCCGGGCUUUUCUGUUCUCUAUCAGUUAUAUUCCACCGGAAGACACGCGUUUUUUUCAGGCAGACCAUUAUUCUUUCUAAAUCUAUGACAUCCGAUCUGAGCAGAUCAGUCGUGUCUCAUUGUUUCGUACGCUACACAAUGUGGUUGCUUCUCCUCCCACUUUUUGUGGAGAAAAACUGGAUUGCAGCAAACUAAAUAGAACAACAUGUCGAUUUGGUUUAGUUGUAUCAUUUAUUAGGAGUUCUUUUCUGUGAAUACAACCCAAGUUUCAGACAGCGUUUUAAGCUAAUGACCUGCACUCCCGUAUGUUAUUAUUUGUUAACUGAACAUGAUGGUUGUAACAUUUAAACCUCAGGCUAAAAGCCUGGUCUAUGAACAUUGCAAUGAAAGUUUCGGAGCAGCGCUUUAAUUUGCCUUUAUCCAUUGUACUGUGGAAGGUUGUGGUAGCUGUAAGAUUAAAGAUGAUAAACCGGUAUGUCAAAGCUGGCGAAAAAUACUCACUUAGCGGUUAUGGUUUAUUGUACUGACAAGGUACGAGCACUUGGCAUUCAAAUUUUUUGGAUAUUUUUUUAAAGUUUCCCUUUUUUAGGGAAAUGAACUUGAAUUAAUUUCAUAGUCAGCGUUAUUUUCUUUAUUAUGGUACUUUUCUGUGUUUGUUUAUAUCUCAUUUAUGCAAAUUACCUCAACCUGUAGUUUUUCUCUCUCUCAUAACUUGAGCUUUGCGCGCAGUUAUCUUUUAAGAAAACGAACUUAAUGAGUUAUGUGAUUUUUGAGCAAGAACAUGGCUGUGGGAACCCUUGAUUUGUAUUAACUCCUCUAAACGAUUGUUAAAGUGCAUGCGAAAGACAGUUUGUUUAGACGAGCCAUUUUUCUGGGGGCUUCUUUAGCUGUUGCAAUGCUGUGAUUUUAUGAACCUCGCUGGGGUCUUGCUUCGUAGGGGUCCAUAUCAAAGAACGUUUUUAGCACCCUGUUGCGUUAUUGUUUUUUUGUACAAUAUGUAAUUACAUUUACUAGUGUUGUACAUCCAAAUCUCGCCAGAAGGUUGAAAAUAAAAAGUACCGCUUAAUUAACCCAAAUUACCUCAUAUGUUUUUUGAUAACGACCAACGUUGACAAGACAAAAGAAGUGUUUGCUUUCCUGCGGUUAAGGUAUCCUGUGGCGGCCUACUGCACAGAUUAGGUCUUUGAUUUUUUUGUUCAAGGUCUUGGUAAGAGAGCUGUACGCGCUUCUUUCCUGCUGCGAAACCCAAAGGUUUUUUCCUUCUUUACGUCUAAGAAUGGUUGAACAAUACGGAUCACAACAGAUGCCAAAUGAUAAACAAGAAUUUGUUUUAAUGUUCUCACUAAUGAGUCUAAUAGAUUUAUUUCACCUUCCCUUCCUAUCACAGCUUGUUUUCUAGUCGUUAAGUUUAAUAAAUUGCCCUAGGAAUAGUUCUCUGUUGGCAUUUUAGUGGCAAAAUCUGGGUUUCUACUCGUAAACGGUGCAUUAGUCUCAAACAGUGCAUAGUUUUGCCUCACUGGGAAUUUGAUUACAAACCUUGUAGUCUCUAGAUUCUUCUGUUGAAUUUGUAAACUUGUACGUUGUGUUCCCACAGUGUCUAAUUAAAUAGUCGACAAAAACCUAUUGUGUGCCUUGUUAAGCAUAAAACUAUUAUUGACUAAAGGCCGCUUGCCAGCUUAGUCGGUUUCCAUUGUUCCGUCACUUUGCGUGUUCUACAACAACUGGAUUAAACGACUUCUCUUUAUAUUCUCGGCAGGUUUCAAGAUUCUCAAGUCUAAGCAAGUUUCUGGGUGCGUAUUUUCCUAUUCUUAUAAAUUAGUGGCUAGUUGUUUUCGUGCUAUUUGAGGUCUUUCUGCAUCGUUGAGUAGCGGUGGGAUUGAAAAUGAGAGCUUACAAGAUAAUGGCUGAUAAAAGGCAAACUGUUACGGGUCAGUGGACUUUCAGGGGGGUUGGAUAUCAACUAUGCGUGGCAAACCGUAGACGAAACCACGAACUCUCGCUUGACUGAGCAAAACGUCUUUCUUUUUCGCUAGUCCAGUCCAAGGCUAGGGUUUAAAGCUCCUACAACCGUUUUGCGUUGACCAAAAAACUGACUUCACUGGUUCGUCCUUAAUUCUUGGUUCAAGUUUUUUUUAAAUGUUUUUGUUUUGAUUUUUAAUUUUUCGGAAAACUUUUGUUACGUUUCGUUUGUACAGUUCAAGUAGGAAGAUAUGAAACAGUGUGAAAACAGAGGAAAUUAUUAAUUGAUCGGGAAAUUUCAUAACGAAGCCAAUAUUUAACCAACCACUGCUAGAGAGACCACAGCCACACCAAGGUGAUCUCCAUUCCAUUUUUCUCCUCUCUUCACUCCUCUGAUAAAUAGUACUAACCCCACCCCUCUCCCCACCACCGCCUUGAAUUACCAGUUGGUUUUAUCCCUCCCUUUUCCGAAAAAAGAGAAAAAGAUAAAACGAAAAUUCAAGGUUUACUGAUUGAAAUAGUUUCAUUUCUUCACUCAAGUCAAGAAGAGGUUCUAAAUAGUGUAUAAUCUCUUGCCCACGUAUGAUGGUAACCUAACUAUGUUGUUAAAUCUGAAAAUAGGGUGGAACAAAACGAGCGCCCUUACUAUUUCUUCUCUUGACUGUCUGUUUCUUUCUGAUGAAAAAUGUACUGACCCAGAAUUGUUUUCUUUGAUGCAUUAUUUCCAAUAGUAAGGCUCAACACUUAUGUUUGCGCAUUACAUCAGUUUCAAGCGAAGUACAACUUCCUUAUCCCUCCCCCGCUAAACUGUUUUAUUCUCCUUUUUCUCAACUUUCCCGUAAAUUCAAGAACAGAAAGUUUUUACAUGCCCUAGUGCCACUUUUCUUAAGACUUCCUUUUUAUUUUCGAAACCUAAAGUAAAGUUCUAGGGCUGUCCUAUUGUAUUGCAGUUUAAUCUUUUAUGUUAGGAUUCACCUUCCAACUUCCUUUGGUAGAAAGUACCUGAACUUGAAAAAUACCCCAAAACGUGGGGUAUUGUUUUGUGAAAAGGUUAUCUUAGCUCAGUCAAAUCUUCCUUAGAUAUUAAUAUUUCCUUCUUUAAUCUUUCUUCUAAUUUUUUUACCAAUUUAUACGUGUUGUGACAUGAAUGUACGUGAGUCAAGGCUGUUUUGAAUGGCGAAUUAGCUGAUAUAAGCCAGAGCUUUGCAAAUACGCACAAAGCUAAUAUUUCCUUUCUCAAAAUCCCUUCCACUAUUGUCCUUCAUCUCGUGUCGUGAGCACGAUGAUUUGUUUUCAGUUUAUACUGAUACAUUUAUUUUCAGUUCCUUUUUAAAAUUCCCUUUCGUUCUCAUCCCUUUUCUCAUGUUUUGAUGCAAGUAAUCAUUCGUGAAUCGAUAGUUAUAUUUCCCGCUAGCAAUUUUGAUCAGUUCGUACGUAUUGUGAUGUAAAUCUUCUUGAGUAAUGAUUGCUUUGAUACCCAAUAAACAAAUAUGGACGAGAGCGUAGCAAAAACGUGCAAAAUUGAUAUUCACUCGUCAAAAAUUUCUUGCACGUGCGUUUUAUAUCUCGUGUCUCGAGCGUGCUUUUUCGUGUACAAAUUUAGACUGACUAGAUUUAAGAAUUUUCUAGAUAUUAAGCCGGCUUCCUCCAUGAAAUUCCCUUCUGCUUUUUUUCACUUUGUGCCAGGUUUUCUAUUUCUUUUUGUUUGUCUUACGCGAAUUUAUGAUACUUCUCGUACGUAUAAAUCUUUCCAAUACCUUGUAAUCUUCUUAGCUUGCAGCUUUAUGUCAGCUUUGUUAACAUGUGCAUGUUUGCCAUGGCUCCAUUCGGACCUUGCUUUUUGUCGUUAAUCAAAAUUGAAGGAUAACUUGGUCGUUUGUGAUAUUGUUCGUCUGUGCGUUUAUUGAAACCUUCCAUUAAGACAAGUGCUUAUUUAUUUAAAACAAAUUCCUCUAUGGCGGUAUUUUAGUGUAGUUUGCAAUUCUUAAAUUCCAAAGCUAUUCAAAUUGUUCAUGUCACGGUAAUGGAUUGUCAUUUACAAAGGAACAUGUCGGUCUUGCACGAGUAACCAGACAUAAAUUUUCAAAUUCGCUCUUGACCAACCCAUUAAAGAUAUUUCCCGGUGAUUUCAUGCUAUUUGAGCAAAAUAUUUGAGCAAUUUGCCCCCCUCCACCCCUCAUAAAUUCGUAUUGUUGUUGUGGUGGACUCAAACCUCCACGCAUUGCCGUUCUCUUCACCUUCCAAUGUUUUACUCCUGGGCCGUUCAGAUUCUGGAAAACUAAAAUUAGAAACUACUUAGAUUAGGGAAAGCGGCUUGCGGUAUUUGCGGCUGAGAAGACGCUACCUUAUUUUGUGUCAAAAUAAACUGAAAAUUGAGUCCAGAGGAAAAAGCUUGAAGGGUACAUUUUCAAAUUUUAUCAGCGCGAAAAUUUUUAAGAAUCGUUUCUUACCAAGUGUGAAACGCAUCGUUUUCCACUCGACAGUUUGUUAACCAAUGACAAGAGAUUGUAUCAGAGUUUCACUAUUAUAAACGGUUUGAAAAGGAGGAAGCAAGUUCUGUAGUCUACAAGACAAAUGCUCAUGGUGAAGUUAGAAAACGUUCAUACUGAACGUCUGAGUAGAGUGCAUGGAAACUUGAAUCAAAAGUUUCAUUUGGAGUAGUAGUUUUUUUUUCUGCUAAAGUUUUUAACUUCCUUUUAGUUCAUCGUAACUGAUAUAAGUUUAAGCGAUUUUUUAACGUAUGUCUUUUUCUUUAUAUCGUCCCAAUUUAGAACCAGUCUUCAUUGUAAUAUUUUCUUGUCUAUUUUCUCAAUUAUAAUUUAUUUAUUUAUCUGUUCUUGCCUCUUUCUUACAGGGUUCGACAACUAGAUAUGAAAGACUACUAGCUUGUACAACUCUCCAAUUCAACAAGCGUUUAUUUAGCUAGAGUGAUAAGCCUUUAGUUUUUUUUAAGAUAUCAAAACUUACUUCGAAAAUGGUUUUGUUUAGUAGCCGUAAGUGUACAUUUAUUUCGUAAUACAACACGGUUAACCGUGAGAUUAAAAAAAAAUCCCACUUUUUUCCUUGAGAAGCAAUUAAUUUUGCUUGUCUUUCUUAUCAGGUUUGUAAAACCUUUGAUAUUGUAUAGAUGCUCUAACGUAUAUUUAGUGCAGAUUUCUCAGUCUUUUUUAAAAUAAGUUUUAGAAUUAGGUGUUUCUUAUAAACCGCUAGUAAGCUUUUGAGAUAAACGAGGAGAAAUAUUUUUAUCGAAUCUCGACAUGAUUGCAGUAUUUUCUUACCGUGAAAUUUUUAAUGAGGUAUCUUGAAGUUUCAAAUUGCAAAUGGAAUAUAAUUUAUUAGAUCUGUAGGAACAGUUAUCUGCUUAAAAAGGCAAAAAAAUCGUAUUUUAGCUUAGCUUUUGACAACGCAUCGGCGAAAGUGGAAGAGAGUUCUUCCAAAUAAACAUUCUUAGUUUUCAAUGUAAGCGUCCUGAGAGUGGCUAAAAUUUACACGCCGACUGUAAAUUUCUUAGCUUGUUUAGCUCAUGAUUUAGUGUUACCAAUUUGAAAUUGAACUUGCAGAGUGUAAUGGAAUCAAAACACUCAAGCAUAGACAAUGUCUAAGACUCCAUUUGAUCUUUUGCGAAGAUGUCCGAUGAGUUAUUUAUUUUACUUCCAGUGUGUUUGGUUUCAAAGCAAUUUCUAUAAAAAGAAAUUACUUCUUAUGUACAUUUUUUGCUGAUGGAACGUGUUAAUAAAGUCUAAAAGGCACGUCGGCUG